GAGAAAGAGAGAGCCAGAGCGAGUCUGGCAGGGGUUGGCACUAGCUGUUGCCAUGACAAGCAUUUUCUGAAGAAAGAUCUGCCGUUAAGACCGUCCAGAGCUGGGGCAGGGAGGGGGCCCACUAACUUCCCAGGACUAACCCUCUAGAAAGAGUAAGGGCCAACGAAACCCAGCUCAAUCUCUCCUCCACCCGUUUUCUUCCAGGGCUCCCAAGAACCUUCUCCCUUGGAGGGUUAGAGUAGGAGACCCAGCCCACUCUCAGACCCAAACCGGGAAGGUGAGCAAGCAAACAGGCAUCUUUAGCAAUUAUUACUAUAUUAGGAGGGCCGGUGGGUGGUCCUCCCCACCCCAUCCCUCCACUCCAUGGAAGCCUGCAAGGAGAUUCCCGCUUGGAGAAGUCCGGAUUAUUGCUAGGAGGAGAGGUACCUCCGGUCUCCAGAAAGCCUUCCUCCUCGCCUUCAUCUUGACCUGCGCCACUACUUGCACCCCUUAUCCUCCUACCCCAGACAGGGUUCCAACGUUGUCAAGGAUGCCUCCACGGUGAAAUAUAUACCCUAUUUGCACCUGGCUCCCAGGAAGUUGAGUCUGCUGGGCCCUGGGCCUAGGGAGGACAAUCCGCAUCUGACACCGGCUCCCUUCCCCGCUCCCUGCAGGGCAGCCCCUGAAGCCAGGAAGGGGCCCAGGGCCUCCCGGGCCUGAGUCCUGCCCCUGCCACCUCCGCUGCUCCCCCAGCUGAGGCUGUGUUCUCCAGAAACAUGAGGAAGAGCACACAGACGCACCUCGCCAACUCGGUGGGCACCAUGGCCAACAACUUUGGCUGCACCGUGAUGGAGCUGCGGCACCUCAUGGAGCUGCGCACCAGCGAGGCUGUGGCCGAGAUCAACCAGCGCUUCGGGGGUGUGCAGGGCCUCUGUGAGAAGCUGAAGACCUCGAACACCGAAGGACUGUCUGGGAACCCUGCAGAUCUGGAGAGACGGAAGCAGGUAUUUGGAGAAAACUUAAUCCCCCCUAAAAAAGCCAAGACCUUUUUGGAGUUAGUGUGGGAGGCUCUACAAGACGUCACACUCAUCAUCCUUGAAGUGGCAGCAAUCAUCUCCCUGGGCCUGUCCUUCUACCGACCUCCUGGUGACGAAAAUAAUUUGGAGUGUGGGCAAUCCAAAGUUGGUGCGACAGAGGAAGGGGAGGCAGAGACUGGCUGGAUCGAAGGGGCAGCUAUCCUAUUUUCAGUCAUCAUUGUGGUAUUGGUGACGGCCUUCAAUGACUGGAGCAAGGAGAAGCAGUUCCGGGGACUACAGAGCCGUAUUGAGCAGGAACAGAAGUUCAGUAUUAUUCGCAAUGGCCAGAUCAUCCAAUUGCCUGUGUUUGAGAUUGUGGUGGGAGACAUCGCCCAGGUCAAAUAUGGUGACCUGUUGCCUGCAGACGGGGUCCUGAUCCAAGGGAAUGAUCUGAAAACUGAUGAAAGUGCCCUAACUGGAGAGUCUGACCAUGUCAAGAAGACUGUAGAGAAAGACCCCAUGCUACUUUCAGGAACCCAUGUGAUGGAAGGGUCUGGCCGGAUAGUAGUGACUGCGGUGGGUGUGCAUUCACAAACUGGAAUCAUUUUCACCCUUUUGGGGGCAUCAGAGAGUAAUGAGGGGAAGAAGGAAAAAACUGGUAAAAAACAAGGAGCUCCUGAAAAUCGCAACAAAGCUAAGACCGAAGAUGGUGUGCCUCUAGAGAUCCAGCCCCUGAAGAGCCAAGAAGGGAUAGAGGAAGAAGAGAAGAAGAAGAAGAAGGGGCCCAAGGAAAAGUCCGUGCUACAGGGCAAGCUGACACGCUUGGCUGUUCAGAUUGGGAAAGCCGGUCUUUUCAUGUCUGCUCUCACAGUUCUCAUCUUGAUAUUGUCCUUUGUGAUCAACACAUUUGCGGUGCAAGGUCAGAGUUGGAACGUGGACUGCAUCCCCAUCUACAUCCAGUACUUUGUCAAGUUCUUCAUCAUUGGGAUCACAGUGCUUGUAGUGGCUGUACCAGAAGGGUUGCCUUUGGCUGUCACCAUCUCACUGGCCUAUUCUGUCAAGAAAAUGAUGAAGGAUAAUAACCUCGUGCGUCACCUGGAUGCCUGUGAGACUAUGGGGAAUGCAACGGCCAUCUGCUCAGACAAGACAGGCACGCUGACUUUGAACCGCAUGACAGUGGUGCAGGCCUUCAUAGGGGACACUCACUUCAAGGAGGUCCCCAGCCCAGAUGUCAUUGCACCCAAUACCCUGGACCUCAUUGUCAAUGGCAUCUCCAUCAACAGUGCCUACACAUCCAAGAUCUUGCCUCCAGAGAAGGAAGGAGGGCUUCCUCGGCAGGUGGGCAACAAGACGGAAUGUGGCUUACUAGGCUUUGUCAAAGACCUGAAACACGACUACCAGGCAAUAAGGAAUGAGGUGCCAGAGGAGAAAUUCUACAAAGUCUACACCUUCAAUUCAUCACGCAAAUCAAUGAGCACAGUUAUCCAGAACCCAGAUGGGACUUUUCGAAUGUACAGCAAGGGGGCCUCAGAGAUGCUCCUGAAAAAGUGCCUCUGGAUCCUUGACAGGAAUGGGAACCCACAGACGUUCAAGCCUAAAGAACGUGAUAGUAUGGCAUGCACAGUGAUUGAGAAGAUGGCCUGUGAGGGGCUUCGGACCAUCUGUCUCGCUUACCGGGACUUUGAAGAGGAGCCUGCCUGGGAUAACGAGCUUGAGGUCCUCUCUAAGCUGACCUGCAUCGCUGUAGUUGGCAUUGAAGACCCUGUGCGCCCAGAGGUGCCUGCAGCCAUCCACAAGUGCAAAGUGGCUGGCAUCACUGUCCGAAUGGUGACAGGAGACAACAUCAACACAGCCCGAGCUAUUGCCACCAAGUGUGGCAUCCUGACUCCUGAUGAAGACUUCCUGUGCUUAGAAGGCAAAGAGUUCAACCGACGUAUCCGAAAUGAGAAGGGCGAGGUGCAGCAGGAUGAGCUGGACAAGAUAUGGCCCAAGCUUCGAGUGCUGGCCCGAUCGUCCCCUACUGACAAGCACACACUCGUGAAAGGCAUCAUUGACAGCACUGUGGGGGAACAUCGGCAGGUGGUGGCUGUUACUGGGGAUGGUACCAAUGAUGGACCAGCCUUGAAGAAAGCAGACGUCGGCUUUGCCAUGGGCAUUGCAGGUACAGAUGUGGCAAAGGAGGCAUCAGACAUCAUUCUAACAGAUGACAACUUUACCAGCAUCGUUAAGGCAGUGAUGUGGGGUCGAAACGUCUAUGAUAGCAUUUCCAAGUUUCUGCAGUUCCAGCUCACUGUCAAUGUGGUGGCUGUGAUUGUGGCCUUCUCUGGGGCCUGUUUCAUCCAGGAUUCCCCACUGAAAGCUGUGCAAAUGUUGUGGGUAAACCUGAUCAUGGAUACUUUUGCCUCCCUUGCUCUGGCUACCGAGCCACCCACAGAGUCUUUGCUGUUGAGACAACCCUAUGGCCGUGAUAAGCCACUGGUCUCCAGGACUAUGAUGAAAAAUAUCCUGGGACACGCGAUCUUCCAGCUUUGUGUCAUCUUUACCCUCCUCUUCGUUGGUGAAAAGUUCUUUGACAUCGACAGCGGGAGGAAAGCCCCUUUAAAUGCCCCACCCUCCCAACAUUAUACCAUUGUAUUCAAUACCUUCGUGCUAAUGCAGCUCUUCAAUGAAAUCAAUGCCCGAAAAAUCCAUGGUGAGAGGAAUGUCUUUGAAGGCAUAUACCGUAACCCUAUCUUCUGUGCCGUGCUAAUAGGCACAUUUGUUCUCCAGGUCCUGAUAGUGGAAAUUGGGGGCAAACCCUUUAGCUGCACAAACCUUUCCUUGAGCCAGUGGCUUUGGUGCCUUUUCAUUGGGAUUGGAGAGCUGGUCUGGGGCCAGGUAAUCAACACAGUGCCUACUUCAAGACUGACUUUCUUGAAGGAAGCUGGGCAUGCCACCACCAAAGAAGAAAUCUCCAAGAGAAACCUGGCUGAGGGACUGGAAGAAAUUGACCAUGGAGAAAUGGAGCUGCGCCGUGGCCAGAUUCUCUGGUUCCGGGGCUUGAAUCGCAUCCAGACUCAGAUCGAGGUAGUUAACAAAUUCCAGAUGGCAGUCGGCUCUUAUCACGGGGCCCUGAGGAGACAGAACACCACGAGUCUGCAAGAUAUAAAACCUGUUUCUACCCCAACUCUUGUAAAUCUUUCUCCAGACAAUUCUGCUCCCAACACUUCUGUUCCUGAAUCUUCUUCUAUGGGCAAUCAAAGUCGUGAAAGCAUUCCGUAGCUCCCUCUUUGAAGGCCUUGAGAAACCCGAAACCCGAAGCUCUAUCCACAACUUCAUGACUCAUCCUGAGUUCACCCUGGAAGAAGAUGAGCCAAGAACACCACUCCUGGAUGGCAGCGAGGAGGAUGAAGAUAGCAGAGAGCCUGGGACAGACAGAUUCCCCAAGGCCACUGGGAGCAAAGAACCCCCAUCCUUUCUAUCCAACAAUGAAAACUACAAUGCUUUGGACUCUAGCCCAGUGCAUAUAACAAUAUCCAACUCCGAUAGCACCUUACACAGCCUGGAGACAUCAGUUUGACCCUUAGAACUCCGGCUUCCAUCCCUGAUUUCUCCCAUUUCCUCCCUUCUCUGCCCCUUUCAUGUGAUAUCCAUGUAGUAAUGGAACUUCUUAUUGUCAUGUCACCUGCUCCUGUGUGUGCACCAUGUGUGGAUUCCCACUCGCCCAUUAGAGACAAGAGCAGACACAUUCAGGCGCCCCCAAUUUGCCUUUAAAUUGGUGUUUGGGGUCAGAGGCUUCACAGCUGAUGCAAGUAGUGCUGGGGUCUCCUCAUGUUGGGCUCUAUAAAUCAAGUGGGUUUUUUUUGUUUGUUUUUAAAGAAAGGCAUCAGCUCCCAAAAUGAUUUCCUGUAUUUGUGGGCAUAGAACACAGGAAAACCUCUCGACUCCUAUGAGCCACUGUGAGCUGUUAGCUAAACAAGGAUGCAGAGAGAGAAAAAUAUCUCCAAAAGGGAGAUAUAGGAUUGGGGUAGGAAGGGAGGGGGAAUGGGAGUUGCAGAAUCAACGUACAGACAAUUAUUGCUUUUAAACAAGUCUUCCAUUUUGAAAAUUUCUACUUAAGCUCCUUAGCUCUUUCAGGCUUCCUUACCUAUCUCUCCUGAGUUCUUUUUAUCCCUUUCCUCCCCUUUUCCCUGCCUCUUUUUUCAGUGGUAAUAAUUAAGAGAGUAGAGAAAACACUGAGCGAGUUGAGUGACCAAGUAUUAGCUUGGUUUGCCAAGCCUCAGUUGGACUGAACUGCUUCUGCCUCUGGAGCCAAGGGAGGCUUCAGUUAUGGUUUUUGGAACCAGUUUUGGUCCUGAAAGGAUUUCAUUUGAACAGUAAAGUAAACCAAGUAAUUUGAGUGUGUUGUGUGUAUGUGUUUGCCCUGUUGGUGCAAUGUGCCUUCUCCUCCAUACUGCCAUGUGGUCAGAAAGGGGAGAGGCCAGCUUUUAAAUGUCAUGAAGAAAAAGCCUUGACUUUGGAGGGGAUCAUGCAUUGAGCUAUAGGUAGUAUUUCCUGGGGUCUGAGCAGAAGGGGUGAGUUGGAUCUGACUUUUCCUCCUGCUGAACACAUAUUAGGGACCAGAAACUGGCAGAUCUUGGGCAAGACAAGCCAUUAGAGUAGAGAGUUUUCUACCUAACAUAACCCGUGGUACUUUCAAAGCAGUCUGCCAAGGCUCUGCCAACUCAGGGUGUCAAGAUAGGUAAGGAAGUCAGUGUUUAUGGAGCUCUCAGGAGAGGCUGAGGAAGGUUGUUCAAGUCAGAGCCGGGGCAGACCUUUCUUCACGGGGUUUAUAAGAUCAGGGCCUAACUGCCUAAUUACCAGCUUUGAAUCUCCUGUGAUUUACUAAGUCUGUUUCCUUGCAGUCCUGUGUCCUCUGAGGGAGCUCCAGCACACCCCAAAAUUUAGCUUUAAAACUACCUAUUAUCAACUAGGUGCUCCAGUAGUAUUUGGCUAAUUAAGGCAGCAAAAGGAGCUCACACUCUGACCCUUGGUUCUCCACCCUACCCUCGCCCCAUGACCUUUUCCAGUAAUGAGCUCUCACUGCUGCCCAGUAAAGCCCUGUGCCUUUCCCCACCACCACCACCACCACCCAACACUGCCCAAAGCCUCCCCUUCCAGCCUGGCACUUGGGAGUUGGGGUCUUUGCUGAGAUUCUUUUUUAAGUGUUCUUAACAAGGAUGAGAUAGAGCUGUACUUUCUGGGGGCUCCAUUUUUGUCCCUGCUGACGUUGACUGAUGCUUUUCUGUGUGUGGGGUCUGGCCUAUCACUCCUGUUUGCCACUUUCCAUCACCAGUGGAUGAUGGAAGCCCCACCAAGAAAGGGAUGGAAAAGGGGGGACCUCAGAGCUCUAAUGAACUGCCAAAUUGCCAAAAAUCCAAAUCUCCAAAUGCUUUUCUAAUUGUGAGGAGGAUCUUCCUGCUCCAGCCCUUCCUCCAGAGCACGUCUCUGUCAGCAUCCACCUGAGCUGUCUAACUUGGGAGAAAUAAGAAAAUAAAACACUGCUUACUCAUGGCCACAUCCCCCAACACUAUGUAAUCCAUCAACCUAGGAAAUAAAAGGAAUUUUGGUUUGGUUUUCAAAGGUUAUGUGCUUCACAAAUUAUUAUUAAAUACUUGUCGGGGUGGGGUAGAGAUGGAAAAAAGCUCAGCUCACCUGAGGUGAUGUUGGGAGUUCGAAUAUAUGUGUGUGUGUAUGUGUGUAUAUAUUUACAUAUACAUAUAUACAUGUAUAUACAUGUAUAUGUAUGUAUAUACAUAUGGAUUAAAAAUACAUUGGGAGAUCCUGAGUUAGUUCUGUCAAAUCUUUAUUACCUCAGAUGUUUAAAAACAACAACUUUGGAGGCUAUUUUACCAUGUUCACUCCCUAAAGACUCUCUAGGUACCUGAUAGGGUUACCCUUGAGGGCCUUGUCUACUUUUUAAAGUCAAAGGUUUUUUGUGUUCUAGUUUCCAUAGUAGGAGAGAGAGGAUAUAUAAAUAUGCAAAUAUAUAUAUAGUUUUCCUUAGAUCAGAAACUGAUAUUUUUGAGUCAGCCAUAUGUAUUUUGUUUAAAAGGAUUAAAAAUAAAGAGCUAUCAUGUGGCCCAGCUGAAGGGCUCAUGAAAACCAGCUGUUUGAUGUGACAGUUGACUUAGUAUAUCUUUGAUGGGUUCUAAAGGCCAACAAACUACUUCCUUUCUCCAAACAGCCAUCUUUGUACUUUAAAAAAAAGAAAAAAAAGAGUUGGGUUCUAGAAAUGUUUUUUAUAUAAAUUAUAUCAAUAUGGCUGGUUGAGUAAGUUUAAGCAUUUAUGUGCAUACUUUUUUAUGUAAAAUUGUUUUCUAUUUUGGCAACAGGUAAAUGUGGCUUAAGUUAUUCAAGAAAACCCCCUCCCUCCAUUCCCCCCCCAAAAAAUGGUGCUUUAGAUUUGAAAUGGGUAGUGUAGGGUGGAAGGAGGUGGGGGAGAGUGAGGUUUCAAUUUUAGAUUUCCUCUCUAGAUGGAUCAUGAAGGAUAAGGAGCGGGGCAGGUGUUAGUCUGCUAAUGGAAAGGGAAAACAUUCAGCAAGAAUAACUGUGCCAGGCAAGAGAUGAACUUCUACCCCCAUGUAGUCAAUUGAUUGCCAGCUCCUCUCACAUCAGGGUUUUCAGAAGUUAGGGGCCUCUCAUUGGCUUUUGUUUUCUUCGAAGCAACUGGCAGAUUGGUACCAAAGACAUUCACAAGGGUGAUCUCUUUUAGAGUUUACAAUUUCUCUAGUCACUUCUUGUAUACCUGGGUGUUUAACAUUAGUAUGUAGCCCAUAGAGAGGGUUUUUAACAUGAGGAUCUGAAUGUUUUCCCCCAGAAAGGUUUUGUGCUCAAUGAGGAAGGCAAUGUCUACUCCAGAUGGGAAAAACAAAAGCUGGUUCUAGUCAUAGCAGUUUUGGGGAACUGUCUGGAUAGGACUCUUCCCUGUCCUCUAUGCCCCACUUCCUCACCUAAGAAUGAGAAACUCACCUCAGAACUCCUUGGGGGAGCCUGGUGGUCUCCUUUUAACUGCAAACUUUUUCAGUUUCCUUCCCUGUACUCCCCCCACCCCCGCCAUCCCCAAGCCUUAGAAGGUAAAGUUUGUACAGUAGAAUUUCAAACCACUAAAACCUAGAAAAGGCCUUGGGGAGUGGAACUCACAUGUACCAUGAGACCUUCUAGAUGAGUCUCAUUUCCUCUUCUUCCACCUUAUAGUUGACCCAGUAAGUGGCACCAUUCCCGAAUAUCCUUGGUCCAGGUCCCACCUCCUACUUCUUAUUAUAGGCCAUCCCACUGUAGCAAGAGAGGUUACCCAUAAACCUUAUCCUUCAAUCAUUCCAAGCUUCUUUCCCUUUCAACAGACCAAAUCCCUUUACUUUUUGCUCACUACUAUCCCUGUCUUAAUUUUGCCCUUUGUCAGCCCUACCACACCAUUUCCCUUUCCUAGGCCAAGUUUCCUAAAAGGAAGAUGUAUGAAGAUGAGCUCAGGUCACCCUCCCAUGACUAAAUUGGCCUUGUUAAACAUUUUCCAUAUCUAUACAUAUAUAUGCAUAUACAUGUAUGUAUAUAUAUGUAUAUAUGCUGUGUGUACGUGUGUGCACACGCACACGCGCACGCCAAUGAAUCUCUUAGGUCUUUCUUUUGCAAGCAGCACACAAACAGGAGUUCUGAGUUUCUUUUUUCCUUCCCAGUAACUCAAAGCACUGGUAUUUUUGUAUAAAAAGCAAAAAAACAAAACAAAAGAAACUAAGUAUUUGUGGUAUGCAUGCCAUAAAAAGUAAAUGGUGGUUUCAAAGCAAUAUGUACCCUGAUGUGUGUGGCCAUAUACUGCAGUUCUGCUUAACAGUACACCCAGUCUGUACCUGCAUUCUGAUAUUAUUUAAGCUCUAUGUACAAUGUUUUGCAUGUAUUUAUAUGGUUCUGGGGGGGAGGGGUGGAAUGAAAGUCAACACUUCUGGAAACAUUGAAACUUGUCAGUUCACUGAGAUGAGAAGAUCAAAAGAGAGGAGAAAUUUGAAAAAAAAGAAAAAAUAAAGGGACAAUUUUAUUUUAUUUUAUUUUGGGGGGAAUCAAUAAUGCUUUUUGCUGUUGAGCAGAAACCAAUGCCGCUGUACACUGAGAAUAAAAACCCCAUGCCCACUUGUAA
Trichosurus vulpecula (common brushtail) is the source of this 9141-nucleotide messenger RNA. RefSeq names its product ATPase plasma membrane Ca2+ transporting 4 (gene ATP2B4). Gene Ontology annotation, molecular function: ATP hydrolysis activity; ATP binding; P-type calcium transporter activity. The record is from RefSeq and is a predicted model, not a curated record. Bases 756 to 4256 code for a protein of 1166 amino acids. Gene Ontology annotation, cellular component: membrane; intracellular membrane-bounded organelle. The transcript is spliced from 22 exons. Lineage: Eukaryota; Metazoa; Chordata; Mammalia; Diprotodontia; Phalangeridae. Gene Ontology annotation, biological process: calcium ion transmembrane transport; regulation of cytosolic calcium ion concentration.